Grus americana (Whooping crane) is the source of this 3806-nucleotide messenger RNA. Its product is annotated as zinc finger protein 345-like. The coding region runs from base 199 to 2448 and encodes 749 amino acids. NCBI's taxonomy places the organism in Eukaryota, Metazoa, Chordata, Aves, Gruiformes, Gruidae. The record is from RefSeq and is a predicted model, not a curated record. The transcript is spliced from 5 exons.
GGAGCCGCCCCCACCGGGACCGGUGCUCGGCGAGGAGAGUCCCCGGAGCCUGGGGGGGGGGAACCCCGGGAACCCGGGUUGUGCCCCCCCCGUCCCCGCUGCAGGGGUCGGAUUUUUGGUUGUGGGGUGACGCCACCCACCUGGGACCCCCACAUUUCCCCCCGGGACUCCCCCGUCCCCCCAUUUUUUGGGGCCACCAUGCAGGAGAACUACGAGAACGUCAUUUCUUUGGCGGAGGAGAUCGCCAUCAGUUGGCCGCGCAUCACCGCCUUCGCCGAGUCCCACCGGAGACGGGGGCUGGUGUCGGGCGUGGAAGCGGAGGGGGAACAGGGUCAACCGGAGCCCACCCAGAUCCAGCCGUCGCCGGGGGCCAGCGACGGGGGGGUGAACCCCGAUUUACGCCGUCAGUUGGGGCUGAUCCUGCAGACGGCCGGCCGGACCCAGGUGGAGAAGAUGCUGCGGGAGCUGGUGCGGGAACAGGGGCAGGGGGGGAAACGCCGGAACCGCAAGAAAACGCCCAAAGACGGAGGCGCCGGGAGCGGGACGGAGGAGGAUUCAGCACCGCGGGACGGCGAGGAGACGGCACUGGAGGACGCCGACCAACGGCAAAGCGGGGGACAAGCGGGUGAACCCCCCGUCGCCGGUAAAGGGAAUGGGGGCAAGAAGGGUGGAGCGGCGUUGCCGGCAUCCCAGGGUGGUUGUGCCGAAUGCGGGAUGCGGAACCGGUCGCAGAGUCCGGCAAAGCCGCGGCGGUGCACCGAGUGCGGGCGGCGGUGCCGGCAAUCGGCCCGGCAGACGGAACGCGGCAGGGAGAAGCUGCACCGGUGCGGUGACUGCGGCAAAGGCUUCAGCCGAGGGUCCAACCUCGCCCAGCACCGGCGUAUCCACACCGGCGAACGGCCUCACCGUUGCGGUGAUUGCGGCAAAGGCUUCAUCCAACGCUCCGACCUGGAGCGGCACCGGCGGGUGCACACCGGCGAACGGCCGUAUCCUUGCGGUGACUGCGGCAAACGGUUCAGCGUCAGCUCCCACCUCGACCGGCAUCGCCGUACCCACACCGGUGGACCCGGUCCACCCGCCCAACCCCGCACCCGCCCUCGACCGCCUCCGUCGGAGGGGUCGCCGGCUCCUCACCGCUGCCCCGAAUGCGGCAAGAGCUUCGCCCAACGCUCCGCCUUGGCCAAACACCGUAAGACCCACAGCGGCGAACGGCCUCACCGCUGCGGCGACUGCGGCAAGAGCUUCAGCCGAGGCUCCAACCUCACCCAACACCGGCGCAUCCACACCGGCGAACGGCCCUUCGCUUGCGGCGAUUGCGGCAAAGGUUUCAUCCAACGCUCCGAUCUGGAACGGCACCAACGGGUACACACCGGCGAACGACCCUACACCUGUGCCGAAUGCGGCAAGAGCUUCAGCGUCAGCUCCCACCUCGACCGGCACCAGAAGAUCCACGCGGCCGAACGGGCGUCCUACCGCUGCCCCGAACAUCUAGCCGGCUUCUUGGCCGCUCACCGUCACGGUCGCCUCUUCCAAUGCGCCCAAUGCGGGCGAUGUUUCGGUCAAGGCGCCGCGUUGCUCAAACAUCAACGCGCCCACGGGGCCGGAGGAACCGUGGGGCAGCCCCCCAAGUGCCCGGAUUGCGGGAAGAACCGGGGCGGCACGGUGGGGUUACGUCCCCGUGGUCAGCAAUGUAUGGAUUGCGGGCGGGAGUCGGAUACCGGCGACGGCGAGACGGCACCGGCUGUACCGCCGGAGAAACCCUACAAGUGCGGGGAAUGCGGGAAGGGUUUUGGGCAACGCUCGGCGCUGGUCAAACACCGGCGUAUCCACACCGGAGAGAAACCCUACGCCUGCGGGGACUGCGGGAAGGGUUUCAUCCAGAAGUCGGACCUGACCAUCCAUCGCCGGAUGCACACCGGGGAGAAACCCUACCGCUGCGGCGAGUGCGGCAAAUGCUUCAGCGUCUCCUCCAACCUCAUCACCCACCAACGCACUCACCUCGGCGAGAAACCCUACCAGUGCCCCGAGUGCGGCAAGAGCUUCAUCCAACGCUCCGAGCUCACCAUCCACCAACGCGUCCACACCGGCGAGAAGCCCUACAAGUGUCCCGAGUGCGGCAAGUGCUUCAGCCGUAGCUCCCACCUCAACCGCCACCAACGCACCCACGCCGGGGACAAGCCCAAAGCCGCCGCCGCUGCCGCCGCCGCCGCCAACCCCUCCGGCGCCUUCACCGGCGCCACCUUCUCCCCGCCGCUGGGCGGCUCGGCGGCCCCCAUCCCCUCGCUGCCCUCCUUCCCUGCCUCCCCCUCGCCCCUGCCCAUCCCGUCCCUCUCCAGCUCCCCCCUGGACCUGCCGUGGGCCCUCUCCUUCCCCGCCCGCGCCUUCCCCCACCCCUCCUUCCCCCCGGCACCCGCCUCGGGGGCCCAGACCUCCUCCCUCAUCAACUGAGCGGUGCCCGGCCCUGGCUCCAUCCUCCUCCUCCCAACCUCCCCAGCCGCUCGCCCAACGCCCAACGCCCAACCUGGGUUGACCUCAAAGACCUGGUGUUGGGGGACUUGUUCCUGCCCGGAGCCGUUCAGCCUUUGUGGCUAAUUAAGGAUCUCUCUCUAAUUAGAGGAUGGGGAAGUCCCCUUCGUUCCGUGGCUCCAUCCUCCUCCUCCUCCCAACCUCCCCAGCCGCUCGCCCAACGCCCAACACCCAACUUGGGUUGACCUCAGAGACCCGGCCUUGGUGGGGGGGGGGCUCGUUCCUGCCUGGAGCCGUUCAGCCUUCAUGGGUAAUUAGUGAUCUGUCUAAUUAGAGGAUGGGGAAGUCCCCCUUAUGCCGUGGCUCCAUCCUCCUCCUCCCAACCUCCCCAGCCGCUUGCCCAACGCCCAACUUGGGUUGACCUCAAAGACCCAGCGUUGGGGGCUUGUUCCUACCUGGAGCUGUUCAGUCUUGGUGGCUAAUUAAUGACCUAAUUAGGGGAUGAAGCAGCUCCAACCCUGACCGCAGCACCAGCUCCAUCCUCUUCCCAACCUCCCCAGGGCACUCGCCCAACACCCAACCGGAGUUGGCCUCAAAGACCCAUCGUUGGGGGGCUUCUUCACGCCCUGAGCCAGUCAGCCUUGGUGGCUAAUUAACGAUCAAUCUAAUUGGGGAUGAGGGAGCUCCUCCACCCCCGGCCACGGUCCUGGCUCCAUCCUUCUCCCAACCUCCUGCCCAACACCCAACUUGGGUUGACCUCAAAGACCCAUCCUUGGGGAUCUUGUUCCUGCCCAGAGCCAUUAAGCCUUGGUGGCUAAUUAACAAGCUAAUUAGGGGAUGUUGGACACACCCCAUCCCUUAAAUUUUUUCCACUCUUUUUACCAAAUUACUGCCUUUCCACAGCAGGAAGAUGUGUCCCUUCCCCAAGCCAACGUCCCCACAGCAGACAGGGGACGGCACCACCCCCCCCCCCCGAUUUUAGGGCAGAGGGAAGCGAAUAAAAUCAAUUCCCCACCUAAUUAAGAUGACUUUUAACGAACUUCUCCCACCCCUUCCUCCUCCCCCUGUAAUUUUAAAGCACCACCAAGUGCAACCCAAAACAUACCAAAUUUAUCCUAGGUGGGAACUGGUAAAAACUGAAGCAGAAAAGGGUUUUUUGGGGGUUUUCUCCCCCUUUUUCUGCUGGGUUUCACGCUUUGGGGCAGAUUAUUUUGGGGGGGGUGGGGGGGGCUGAGUCCUAUCUGGGCAAAAUUGCUCUGGUUUUUUUUUUUUUUUUUACUGCUGUCACGUGUCUUGUUUGUGGUUUUUUCGGCAUGGCCGGUGAUGCUGCUCCCCAAGUG